CGUAACCGCGAGCCGGGGCUGCCAAGAGGAGCUUCUGCACCGGUUCCUCAAAUGUUUCGCUGUUGCCAGGACGGCCCGCUGCUCUGCGUCACGUGCAAGUGGGAAGUCGCGCCGACACCGACUUGAGCCGCGCCGGGCCGAGCGCUCGCAGUCGGAGCUGAGUGCCGAGCCCGAGGCGGACGGCCACUGCUCCCGGGGCUCCCGCCCCCCGCCGCCCGGUCCCGGCUGCGGAGCUGCCCCGCCCGCCGCCCCGCGCACAAGGAAGCAUGCCGGCCGUCGGCUGCGCGCUGCUGGCCGCCCUGCUAGCCGCGCCCGCGGUCGCGAUGGCCCUCGGGAGCUGCCGCGCGCUGGAGGUGGCAAAGGAUACGGUGACCAGCCUACCCGGGGCCACCGUCACCCUGAUCUGCCCUGGGAAGGAGGCAGAAGGCAAUGUCACCAUUCGAUGGGUGUACUCUGGCUCACAACGCAGGCGGUGGACGACCAUGGGAAACACGCUGCUUCUGAGGGCAGUGCAGCUCAGUGACACGGGGAACUAUUCAUGCUUCCUGGAUGGUCACCGGGUUGGGACUGUGCCCUUGCUGGUGGAUGUUCCUCCAGAGGAGCCCAAACUCUCCUGCUUCCGGAAGAACCCCCUUGUAAGUGCUACUUGUGAGUGGUUUCCAAGCAGCAGCCCUUCUCCAACGACCAAGGCUGUGCUGUUCGUGAAGAAAAUCAACAGCACCAACUCAAAGAGUGACUUCCAGGUGCCCUGCCAGUAUUCUCAGAAGUCCAGACGCUUCUCCUGCCAGGUGGAAAUCCUAGAGGGUGAAAGAGUUUACCACGUAGUGUCACUGUGUGUUUCGAACAGCGUCGGAAGCAAGUCCAGCAGCAACGUGGCAUUUCAGAGCUUAAAAAUUGUGCAGCCUGACCCGCCUAUGAAUCUGGUCGUAUCGGCCAUACCUGGAAGGCCUCGUUGGCUCAACGUCACCUGGCAAGACCCCGAGUCCUGGGACCCAGGCUACUACAUGCUUAAGUUUGAGCUUCGAUACCGACCCGUGUGGUCAAAGACAUUCACCGUGUGGCUGCUCCAGGCGGCCCAGUACCAGUGCAUCAUCCAUGAUGCCUUGCGAGGAGUGAAGCACGUGGUGCAGGUCCGUGGAAAGGAGGAGCUUGAGACUGGCCAGUGGAGCGAGUGGUCCCCGGAAGUCACGGGCACCCCUUGGAUAGAGCCCAGGAGCACUCCUGCAGGGAUCCUUGGAAGCCCCACGCAGGUCUCCGAUGAAGACUAUGACGAUGAGGAGGAUCAGGACAGUUCUCCAGAAGCAACAAGCAGCCCGGCCUCAGUGCAAGAAUCUUCCUCAAUAUCGCUUCCCACAUUCCUGGUGGCUGGAGGAAGCCUGGUGUUUGGGUUGUUCCUCUGUGUCUGCAUCAUCCUGAGGCUCAAGAAGACAUGGAAGUCCCAGGCCGUGAAGGAGAGCAAGAUGAGUUCUCCCCCGCCAUAUUCCUUGGGACAGCUGAAGCCGACCUUCAUCUUGGUCCCUCUCCUCACCUCCGCAGGGUCCCACGACACCUUAAGCCACGGCUGCCUGGGCGUCAGGGACCUGCAGAGCCCGUAUGGCACCAGCAAUAGAGACUGCUUAUUCCCCAGAUAGGCGUCUGGAUGGCACCUGGCAGCUGGCACAGUGUCAGGAGAUGGGCACACACGCUUCUCACUGCCAUUCCGGUUCACCUGGGUCGGGGGUGGGGGUGGGUGGGGCUGCAGCCCCGCUUCCCACAAGAACCUUGCAGAAGAUUCGGAACCGGUCAAGACUGGUGUGCUGCAUACGCUCCGAAGGAAGGGGUUGUGAGGGACACAGAGACCUGCGGUGACUGGAUAGGUGUGUAGAUAGAGAUAUCUACACACUGAUCAGCCUUCACAAGCUGCACCCGCAGGAUAACCUCAGGUAGGGGUGCCAAAGGUUGCCCCAGUUGCCUAGCUCUGGAUCACUGCCCUAACCCCCCUUUUAGCUUGAACUCUUAAAAUCCAAGCGCCUUUGACAUUCUCUUUUCCGAGGCCGGUAAGGCUGGGGAGGAAGCUCGAUCCUUCCUUCCUUCCUUCUCAGUACCUGGAAAGCCGCUGGAAGUCCGGUUGUGGUGACUGAUAUCUCAGGGCCUGAUGGUUUUAAAGGGAAUGACAAUUAACGUCUUACAAGCAUUUUCCAAAUGUGAAUGAUAAUCCUAGGCACUGCUGACUGUAGAAGUUUUAUUUCCUUCUUUGAUCUCAGGACUUCAGGCGAAGAGAAGCAGAAAGGAAGUAGGGGGGGACAGAUGUCCACUGUCCCUGUUGUAGUUGAGGGGGACGCAGCCUCUGAAAACAUGUUUUCUGUCCCCCGCUACUCCCCCAGGGGAGGGAUGGUGUUAGUGAGGGCCUCUGCCAGGGCAGAGGGCAACUGCUUUUCUCCGGCCUUGCCUAUACUGGUUUCAACUGGACCUGAGCUACUAGAAAAGAUGACAUUCGUGCAAAAAGGAAAACUUAACUAGCAAGAAAGCAUUUCUAUUUUGCUUUUCAUGAAACUGUUUCCUGAGCCAGGUGGUGGUGGAGGUGGCGCACGCACGCCUUUAAUCCCAGCAUUUGGGAGUCAGAGGCGGGCAGAUGUCUGUGAGUUCGAGGACAGCCAGAGCUACACAGAAAAACCUUUCUCAGAAAACAAACAAACAAAAAAAGAAAA
Peromyscus californicus insignis is the source of this 2687-nucleotide messenger RNA. RefSeq names its product interleukin 6 receptor (gene Il6r). NCBI's taxonomy places the organism in Eukaryota, Metazoa, Chordata, Mammalia, Rodentia, Cricetidae. Bases 267 to 1631 code for a protein of 454 amino acids. The record is from RefSeq and is a predicted model, not a curated record. Gene Ontology annotation, biological process: cytokine-mediated signaling pathway. Gene Ontology annotation, cellular component: membrane; external side of plasma membrane. Gene Ontology annotation, molecular function: cytokine receptor activity; protein binding. The transcript has 10 exons.